AUGGAGACGUAUCAGCCUACUAGGCCCUUCUUCGGGGUGCUCGACGACUCAACCAGCCCUCUUGGGCAAGUGCGCCUCCCUGUCACCUUCAACAAGUGCGACAACUACCACACUGAGCUCAUUGAUUUCGACGUAGCACAUAUUUGCCUCCCGUACAACGCCAUUUUAGGAUACCCCGCACUCGCCAAGUUCAUGGCGGCGACCCACCACGGCUACAACGUCCACAAGAUGCGUGGCUGCAGCGGUGUCAUCACCGUGGCCUGUGAUGAAAAGGACGCAGUUUGCUCGCUCGAGCAUGCCUACCAUGCCGCCGCAGCUUAG
This is a messenger RNA of Aegilops tauschii subsp. strangulata, 321 nucleotides long. Lineage: Eukaryota; Viridiplantae; Streptophyta; Magnoliopsida; Poales; Poaceae. The record is from RefSeq and is a predicted model, not a curated record.